CGCCCUCCCUGCAGCCCGCCCUCCGCACCGUCCCGGCUCGCCCGCGCGCCGCAUCUGGAGCCGCCGAGCGGAGCCCAGCGCGGGGAGGGUGCGAGUCCGCCCCAAGGAAGAGGAGGAUGGCAGGGCCACAUCCCAGCCCGUGGACCAGGCUGCUGCUGGCAGCCCUGCUGAGCGUCAGCUUCCCCGGGGACAUGGCGAACCGCUGCAAGAAGGCCCAGGUGAAGAGCUGCACCGAGUGCAUCCGCGUGGACAAGGACUGCGCCUACUGCACGGACGAGGUGUUCAAGGAACGUCGCUGCAACACCCAGGCUGAGCUGCUGGCUGCCGGCUGCCGGCUGCAGAGCGUGGUGGUCAUGGAGAGCAGCUACGAGAUCAUGGAGGAAAGGCAGAUCGACACCACGCUGCGCCGCAGCCAGGUGUCCCCCCAGGCACUGCGGGUGCGGCUGCGGCCGGGUGAGGAGCGGCACUUCGAGCUGCAGGUGUUUGAGCCCCUGGAGAGCCCCAUGGACCUGUAUAUUCUCAUGGACUUCUCCAACUCCAUGUCUGAUGAUCUGGACAACCUCAAGAAGAUGGGGCAGGAUCUGGCUCAGGUCCUGAGGCAGCUCACCAGUGACUACACAAUAGGAUUUGGCAAGUUCGUGGACAAAGUCAGCGUCCCUCAGACGGACAUGAGGCCUGAGAAGCUGAAGGAACCCUGGCCCAACAGUGAUCCCCCCUUCUCCUUCAAGAAUGUCAUCAGCCUAACGGAAGACGUGGAGGAAUUCCGGAACAAGCUGAAGGGGGAGCGCAUCUCAGGCAACCUGGAUGCCCCCGAAGGAGGUUUCGAUGCCAUCCUGCAGACGGCCGUGUGCACCAGGGACAUCGGCUGGCGCCCUGACAGCACCCACUUGCUGGUGUUCUCCACCGAGUCGGCCUUCCACUACGAGGCCGACGGGGCCAACGUACUGGCCGGCAUCAUGAGGCGUAACGACGAGGAGUGCCACCUGGACCCCACGGGCACCUACACUCAGUACAAGAUGCAGGACUACCCAUCGGUGCCCACCCUGGUGCGCCUGCUCGGCCAGCACAACAUCAUCCCCAUCUUCGCCGUCACCAACUACUCCUAUAGCUACUACGAGAGGCUGUCGUCCUACUUCCCCGUCUCCUCACUGGGGGUGCUGCAGGAGGACUCGUCCAACAUAGUGGAUCUGCUGCAGGAAGCCUUCAACCGCAUCCGCUCCAACCUGGACAUUCGGGCCCUGGACAGUCCUCGAGGCCUGCGGACAGAGGUCACCUCUAGGAUGUUCCAGAAGACGGACACAGGGUCCUUUUUCAUCCGGCGAGGGGAAGUGGGCACAUACCAAGUGCAGCUGCGGGCCAUCGAGGACUUGGAUGGGGCUCAUGUGUGCCAGCUGCCGGAGGCAGACCAGAAGGGCACCAUCCAUCUGAAGCCAUCCUUCUCCAACGGCCUCCGGAUGGAUGUGGGCGUCAUCUGUGACGUGUGCUCCUGUGAGCUGCAAAAAGAGGAGCGGUCAUCUCGCUGCAGCUUCCAUGGGGACUUCAUGUGCGGACACUGUGUGUGCCAUGAGGGCUGGAGCGGCAAGACCUGUAACUGCUCCACCGGCUCCCAGAGCGACCUGCAGCCCUGCCGGCGGGAGGGCGAGGACAAGGUGUGCUCCGGGCGGGGCGAAUGCCAGUGUGGGCACUGUGUGUGCUACGGCGAAGGCCGCUACGAGGGUCAGUUCUGUGAAUAUGACAACUUCCAGUGCCCCCGCACCUCUGGGUUCCUCUGCAAUGACCGGGGACGCUGCUCCAUGGGCCAGUGUGUGUGUGAGCCUGGCUGGACAGGCCUGAGCUGUGACUGUCCUCUCAGCAAUGCCACCUGCAUCGAUAGUAACGGGGGCCUCUGUAACGGACGUGGCUACUGCGAGUGCGGCCGUUGCCACUGCAACCAACAGUCGCUCUACACGGACACCGUCUGCGAGAUCAACUACUCGGCGAUCCGCCUGGGCCUCUGUGAGGACCUGCGCUCCUGCGUGCAGUGCCAGGCCUGGGGCACCGGUGAAAAGAAGGGGCGCACGUGCGAGGAGUGCAGCUUCAAGGUCAAGAUGGUGGAUGAGCUUAAGAAAGCGGAGGAGGUGGUGGAACACUGCUCCUUCCGGGAUGAGGAUGACGACUGUACCUACAGUUACACCGUGGAGGGUGACAGCGCCCCCGGGCCCAACAGCACCGUCCUGGUGCAGAGGAGGAAGGAAUGCCCCCCGGGCACCUUCUGGUGGCUCAUCCCCCUGCUCAUCUUCCUCCUUCUGUUCCCGGUCCUGCUGCUGCUGCUCUGCUGGAAGUACUGUGCCUGCUGCAAGGCCUGUCUGGCCCUUCUCCCUUGCUGCAACCAAGGUCACAUGGUGGGCUUCAAGGAAGACCACUACAUGCUGCGGGAGAACCUGAUGGCCUCGGACCACCUGGACACGCCCUUGCUGCGCAGCGGGAACCUCAAGGGGCGCGACACAGUCCGAUGGAAGAUCACCAACAAUGUGCAGCGGCCGGGCUUCGCCUCGCACGCUGCUGGCAUCAACCCCUCGGAGCUGGUGCCCUACGGACUGUCCCUGCGGCUCGCCCGCCUCUGCACCGAGAACCUGCUGAAGCCUGGCACACGAGAGUAUGACCAGCUGCGCCAGGAGGUGGAAGAGAAUCUGAACGAGGUGUACCGACAAAUCUCAGGCGCCCACAGCCUCCAGCAGACUAAGUUCCGGCAGCAGCCCAACGCUGGGAAAAAGCAGGACCACACCAUUGUGGACACGGUGCUGAUGGCUCCCCGCUCAGCCAAGCAGGCCCUGUUGAAGUUGACAGAGAAGCACGUGGAGCAGGGGGCCUUCCAUGAGCUCAAGGUGGCCCCCGGCUAUUACACGCUCACUGCAGACCAGGACGCCCGAGGCAUGGUGGAGUUCCAGGAGGGCGUGGAGCUGGUGGACGUGCGGGUGCCUCUGUUUAUCCGGCCCGAGGAUGACGACGAGAAGCAGCUGCUGGUGGAGGCCAUCGAUGUGCCCGUGGGCACCGCCACCCUCGGACGCCGCCUGGUCAAUAUCACCAUCAUCAAGGAGCAAGCCAGCGGGAUCGUGUCCUUUGAGCAGCCCGAGUAUUUGGUCAGCAGCGGGGAGCAUGUUGCCCGCAUCCCUGUGGUCCGGCGCAUCCUGGACAGCGGCAAGUCACAGGUCUCCUACCGCACGCAGGACAACACUGCCAAGGGCAACCGGGACUACAUCCCCAUGGAGGGUGAGCUGCUGUUCCAACCUGGAGAGACCUGGAAGGAGCUGCAGGUGAAGCUGCUGGAGCUGCAGGAGAUGGACUCCCUCCUGCGGGGCCCUCAGACCCGCCGCUUCUACAUCCAACUCAGCAACCCCAAGUUCGGGGCCCGCCUGGGCCAGCCCCAGUCUGCCACUGUCAUCAUUGGGGACCGAGAUGAGCUGGACCGGAACGUAAUGAACCAGACUGUGUCAUCACCCCCACCACCCCGGGGCGACCUGGGUGCCCCACAGAAUCCCAAUGCCAAGGCUGCCGGGUCCCGGAAGAUCCACUUCAACUGGCUGCCGCCUCCUGGCAAGCCAACAGGGUACCGGGUGAAGUACUGGAUCCAGGGCGACUCCGAGUCUGAAGCCCACCUGCUCGACAGCAAGGUCCCCUCAGUGGAGCUCACCAACCUGUACCCAUAUUGCGACUACGAGAUGAAGGUGUGCGCCUACGGGGCGCAGGGCGAGGGCCCCUACAGCUCCCCGGUGUCCUGUCGCACCCACCAGGAAGUGCCCAGCGAGCCCGGGCGUCUGGCCUUCAACGUCGUCUCCUCCACUGUGACCCAGCUGAGCUGGGCCGAGCCAGCAGAGACCAACGGCGAGAUCACAGCCUAUGAGGUCUGCUACGGCCUGGUCAAUGAGGACAACCGACCCAUCGGGCCCAUGAAGAAGGUGCUGGUGGAUGGCCCCAAGAAGCGGACGCUGCUCAUCGAGAACCUGCGCGAGUCCCAGCCGUACCGCUACACAGUCAAGGCUCGCAACGGGGCAGGCUGGGGGCCUGAGCGGGAGGCCAUCAUCAACCUGGCCACCCAGCCCAAGCGACCCAUGUCCAUCCCCAUCAUCCCUGACAUCCCCAUCGUGGACGCCCAGAGUGGGGAGGACUAUGAGAGCUUCCUCAUGUACAGCGAUGACGUGCUCCGCUCUCCGGCCGGCAGCCAGAGGCCCAGCGUCUCUGAUGACACCGGCUGCGGCUGGAAGUUCGAGCCCCUGCUGGGGGAGGAGCUGGACCUGCGGCGCGUCACGUGGCGGCUGCCCCCGGAGCUCAUCCCGCGCCUGUCCGCCGGCAGCCGGCGCUCCUCCGACUCCGGGCCCCCGGGAGACGGCACCGCCGAUGGGGGCGCUCGGGGCGCCAGCGGGGAGGGAGAGCACCUGGUGAACGGGCGAAUGGACUUUGCCUUCCCCGGCAGCGCCAACUCCCUGCACAGGAUGACCGUGAGCACCGCCGCCCACGGCGCCCACCUGAGCCCGCAGCUGUCCCACCGCAUGCUGAGCACCUCGUCCACCCUCACGCGGGACUACCACUCGCUGACGCGCACGGAACACUCGCGCUUGGCCACGCUGCCCAGGGACUACUCCACCCUCACCUCCCUCUCCUCCCAGAGUGAGUGCCGCCUCCUCCCCGGCCCUCCGGCCAGUCCUUCCUCUCUUCCAGCUCCUGGAGGCGGGACAGGGGCUGCUGUCCCACGCUGCCCCCCAUCCAACACGCACACCCGCCCCAGCUCACUCCUGUUUUGUCCUGCCCUAGGCCUCCCUCCCAUCUGGGAACACGGGAGGAGCAGGCUUCCACUGUCCUGGGCCCUGGGGUCCCGGAGUCGGGCUCAGAUGAACGGGGCCCCCCGCUCCGAGGACUCAAGAGACUCUAUAAUCCUGGCUGGGCAGCCAGCAGCGCCCUCGUGGGGCCCAGGCUCCUGCCUGGCUGCGGGCGUGCCCAACACGCCCACCCGCCUGGUGUUCUCUGCCCUCGGACCCACGUCUCUGAAAGUGAGCUGGCAGGAGCCGCAGUGUGAGCGUGCGCUGCAGGGCUACAGUGUGGAGUACCAGCUGCUGAACGGCGGUGAGCUGCAUCGCCUCAACAUCCCCAGCCCCAGCCAGACCUCGGUGGUGGUGGAGGACCUCCUGCCCAACCACUCCUAUGUGUUCCGCGUGCGGGCCCAGAGCCAGGAGGGCUGGGGCCCAGAGCGCGAGGGUGUCAUCACCAUUGAGUCUCAGGUGCACCCGCAGAGCCCGCUCUGCCCCCUGCCAGGCUCCGCCUUCACUUUGAGCACACCCAGUGCCCCGGGCCCACUGGUGUUCACUGCCCUAAGCCCCGACUCACUGCAGCUGAGCUGGGAGCGGCCCCGCAGGCCGGAUGGCGACAUUCUGGGCUACCUGGUGACGUGUGAGAUGGCCCAUGGAGGAGAGCCAGCCACCACGUUCCUGGUUGAUGGCGACAGCCCCGAGAGCCGGCUGACCGUGCCCGGCCUCAGUGAGAACGUGCCCUACAAGUUCAAGGUGCAGGCCAAGACCACCCAAGGCUUCGGGCCGGAGCGUGAAGGAAUCAUCACCAUUGAGUCCCAGGAUGGAGGACCCUUCCCACAGCUGGGCGGCCACUUGGGGCUCUUCCAGCACCCAGCAUCAGGGGAAUACAGCAGCAUCACCACCCACUCCAGCACCACUGAGCCCUUCCUACUGGAUGGACUGACCCUGGGCUCCCAGCACCUGGAAGCAAGUGGCUCCCUCACCCGGCAUGUGACACAGGAGUUUGUGAGCCGGACGCUGACCACCAGUGGGACCCUCAGCACCCACGUGGACCAACAGUUCUUCCAGACCUGAGCUCCCCCAACUCUACACACACACCCCGCUCCACCCCCACCCCAGGCGCUGCCUCAGCUACUCCAUCCUUGGACUCCUGGUGGCCCGGCCCAGCCACAUGCUGAUCACAAGGCCGCUGCCUCUGGCCACAGUGCAGGGGCUCAGUGUCCUCUGGACGGCAUGGAGGAGGCAGAGGUCCCAGAAGGCCCUUCUGGCUGCCCCCCCUGCCCCCGGCCCCAGCCCCUUUGUAACCAAAGAGCUGGACCCAGCAUGGCAAGGGCUUGGCUUUGUUCUGCACUAUAAUAAAGGAUUUCGCUACUGCUUGGC
Capra hircus (goat) is the source of this 6161-nucleotide messenger RNA. It is a transcript of the gene ITGB4, whose product is annotated as integrin subunit beta 4. Lineage: Eukaryota; Metazoa; Chordata; Mammalia; Artiodactyla; Bovidae. Gene Ontology annotation, molecular function: integrin binding. The transcript has 40 exons. Gene Ontology annotation, biological process: cell-matrix adhesion; cell adhesion mediated by integrin; integrin-mediated signaling pathway. Gene Ontology annotation, cellular component: cell surface; integrin complex; membrane. Bases 117 to 5855 code for a protein of 1912 amino acids. The record is from RefSeq and is a predicted model, not a curated record.